This is a messenger RNA of Penicillium egyptiacum, 708 nucleotides long. The record is from the annotation of a GenBank genome assembly. NCBI's taxonomy places the organism in Eukaryota, Fungi, Ascomycota, Eurotiomycetes, Eurotiales, Aspergillaceae.
AUGAUUUCCAACAUCUUGAAGUUCUCCUUCCUUGCCGGCAGCGCCCUCGCUGUCCCGGUUGAGUCUGACAUUGAGAAACGCAUCGACUGCCCGAGCGUCCACAUCUUUGGUGCGCGCGAGACCACCGUAUCUCCCGGGUUCGGCUCAUCCAGCACGGUUGUCAAUGGCCUCCUCAGUGCCUACUCAGGCUCCACGGCCGAGGCGAUCAGCUACCCUGCAUGCGGUGGACAAUCGUCCUGCGGCGGCGUGAGCUACUCGAACUCAGUUGCCCAGGGUAUCGCAGCUGUCGCAUCGGCUGUGAACUCCUAUAACAGACAGUGUCCAUCAACCAAGCUUGUUCUGGUCGGAUAUUCCCAGGGUGGUGAAAUCAUGGAUGCAGCCUUAUGCGGCGGCGGCGUCCCAAACCAAGGCUACACCAACACUGCGGUCCAGCUAUCGACAUCCGCUGUGAACAUGGUCAAGGCAGCCAUCUUCAUGGGUGAUCCACUGUAUGUGGCAGGAUUGUCGUAUAAUGUUGGGACUUGUGCUGCUGGAGGCUUUGACGCACGUCCUUCUGGCUUCUCUUGCCCAUCGGCCCGUAAGAUCCAAUCGUACUGCGACUCCCCGGAUCCAUACUGCUGCAACGGCAGUAACGGCGCGACGCACCAGGGCUACGGAGCUGAGUAUGGCGCAAAGGCUAUUGCUUUUGUCAAGAGUAAGUUGGGUUAG